Messenger RNA from Urocitellus parryii (Arctic ground squirrel), 1391 nucleotides. RefSeq names its product C1q and TNF related 7 (gene C1qtnf7). Lineage: Eukaryota; Metazoa; Chordata; Mammalia; Rodentia; Sciuridae. The record is from RefSeq and is a predicted model, not a curated record. Gene Ontology annotation, molecular function: protein binding.
GUACACCAGCAUGAGCGCCACGCUUCAAACGCCUUCCCCUGCUCAGAAGAGCACUUUAUUUUUCACCAAGUCGUUUUGGGGGUUGUUUUGGAGCAGCUCUGAGUAAUCAGCAUAUUUCUGCUUUGCAUUUUUUUUUUAAUGGUUUCUAAAUUCAUGGGACAACCAACGCAAGAAAGCCUCAUGUUUGGGGGAAAAGUUUGAUACCAGCAAUGCCCAGAAGAGAGCCAAAGAUGUUUGUCUUGCUCUAUGUCACAAGUUUUGCCAUCUGUGCAAGUGGACAACCUCGGGGCAAUCAGGUCAAAGGAGACAGCUACUCCCCAAGAUACAUCUGCAGCAUCCCUGGCUUACCUGGGCCACCAGGUCCCCCUGGAGCCAACGGAUCCCCGGGGCCCCACGGUCGCAUCGGCCUUCCAGGAAGAGAUGGUAGAGACGGCCGGAAAGGAGAGAAAGGUGAAAAGGGCACCGCAGGUCUGAGAGGUAAGACGGGACCCCUGGGUCUGGCUGGCGAAAAAGGGGACCAAGGAGAGACUGGGAAGAAAGGACCCAUGGGACCAGAGGGAGAGAAAGGAGAAGUAGGUCCAGCUGGGCCUCCUGGACCAAAGGGAGACCGAGGAGACCAAGGGGACCCAGGGCUGCCUGGAGUGUGCCGAUGUGGCAGCCUCGUGCUCAAAUCCGCCUUUUCCGUUGGCAUCACCACCAGCUACCCUGAAGAAAGAAUACCUAUUAUAUUUAACAAGGUGCUCUUCAAUGAGGGUGAGCACUACAACCCUGCGACAGGAAAGUUCAUCUGUGCUUUCCCAGGAAUCUACUACUUUUCUUAUGAUAUCACUUUGGCCAAUAAGCACCUGGCCAUCGGGCUGGUGCACAAUGGGCAAUACCGGAUAAAGACCUUCGAUGCCAACACAGGGAACCAUGACGUGGCCUCAGGGUCCACCGUCAUCUACCUGCAGCCAGAAGAUGAAGUCUGGCUGGAGAUCUUCUUCACAGACCAGAAUGGCCUCUUCUCAGACCCAGGCUGGGCAGACAGCCUAUUCUCUGGAUUUCUCCUCUACGUGGACACGGAUUACCUGGAUUCCAUAUCAGAAGAUGACGAACUGUGACCCCCCCGACUGCAGACCUGAAAGUUUCCAGGUCACCACGGCUGAUGCUUCAAUCUCAUCUGGGUUACUGGAAGGUGGAAGGAGCAGGAAAGAGUUCCAAAGAACUCCUACGCGGAUUCCAGAGCAUCUGCAGACAGUUCUGGAGGAAUUUAUCAAAACAAGAUUAAACCACCACRCAGCUAAAACCACACCAACACGAGCUGUCCACAAUAACUCCAGAUAUGGAUUCUCCUGAAAGUCAUGUCCAUGGGGCUGGAGAUACAGCUCAGUUGGUAGAGUGCUUGCCUUGCA